This is a messenger RNA of Zonotrichia leucophrys gambelii, 996 nucleotides long. RefSeq lists its product as uncharacterized. The transcript has 6 exons. The record is from RefSeq and is a predicted model, not a curated record. The coding region runs from base 68 to 712 and encodes 214 amino acids. NCBI's taxonomy places the organism in Eukaryota, Metazoa, Chordata, Aves, Passeriformes, Passerellidae.
GCCCCGCAGGCACCUUCGGAGCAGCGGCAGCUCGGGAGGCACCGAGGGGACCCUGGAGGUGACCAAGAUGAAUCUCCUCGCCCAGGUGAGCUCCCUCCUUCAGGCCCUGCAAGCCCCGGACUGGCUGUUCCUCCAGCCCUGGCACUGGCUGGGCUCCUGGGUGAGCAGCUCCAGGCAGGCAGUGGCCGGGGCAGUGACCACGGCAGGGUUCUUCCUCUGCGAGGGACUGCUGGGACAACACUUCCACGUCGUCCCCAACGGGGUGGCUGAGCCCCAGCCUGGGGACCUCUUCCUCUUCCCGCUGGCCUCGGGGGGCCCUGGCUGGUGGGGCGCCCACGCUGGCAUCUACUGCGGGGACGGGGAGAUCAUCCACCUGGAAGGUGAGCCCCGGGAGCUGGCAUGGCACGGGACAUCUCCAUGGAAGGGACACGGGGUACAGAGCCCGCUUUGCCCCGCAGGCAGCUCAGGGGUGUCCCCAUCGGGCGUGGUGGCCAAGCACGGCAAGAGGCACCUGCUGCGGACGCGGGGCCGGGCGCGGGUGCUGCGCAGGAAGGGCGCGCUGGACGUGGCCGCGCUGCAGCGCCGGGUGCGCGCGGCCAUGGAGCAGCCCCUGGACUACGACGCCGUCUCCUGCAACUGCAUCCACUUCGCCCUCGCCCUCCUGGGGCUGGGCCACCUGGCUGGGGCCAUGGUGUCCCCAGCGCUGCAGUGAUGGAGGUGAUGGUGUGUCACAGACAUAUUUCAUGAAAAAUCCUUUUGCCAGGAUCAUUUCUCUUGAGAAGCUGAGAAGCUUCAGCUUCUCCGUGUUUUGCUGCUUUGGAAUGUGAUUUGGAGAAUUGUUUAGCCAGUAUGUGAAAUUGUUUUCACUUGAUGACCAAUGACAGCCACCUGUGUCAAGGCUGUGAGCAGUCACAAGAUUUUAUUAUCAUUCCUUUUCAUUCCUUGCUAGCCUUCUGAUUAAAUCCUUUCUUCUAUUCUUUUAGUAUAGUUUUAAUA